CGUAAAUGAGGAUCUCACAUGGAAAUAUAGUGCAGCAAGCACACGACCCAGUCGGCAUUUGGAGAGCCCGAGGACCAAGGACGACCCCACAAGUGCCACAAUUUGGAAUCCGGGGUGCAGGCGGUCUAUACCGCUUUGAGCCAGUAUGAGAUCCGCGCCUCUCGUGGAGUGGAAGUGGUGUUGAAAAGGAAGGGUGUUCCUGUUGUGGGGCGGCGAGAGAGACCGAGUUCCGAGUUUGUCGCCUGAUUCACACUGUUGAUUGAGAAUGGCACGUCUCUGGACACUCGCCGCUGCCGCGGCUUCGUUCUUCCAGCUUGCAAGGGGUCAAGAUGCGAAUCCGAACUGUACUGCUGUCGACUCGGACAAGACGUACGACUAUGUUAUUAUCGGCUCUGGCCCUGGUGGAAUGGUCACUGCGGAUCGGCUGAGCGAGGCAGGCCAUUCGGUUCUCCUCAUUGAGAAGGGCCCGCUUUCCAGCGGACGGUGGAAUGGGACUAUGAAGCCUACUUGGCUGGAGGGGACAAACCUGACGCGAUUCGACGUUCCGGGAUUGUUCAACCAGAUAUGGGCGGAUUCUUCGGGGGUGGCAUGCGAGGAUCUUGAUGUCAUGGCUGGUUGCGUUCUUGGUGGAGGCGCCGCAGUCAACUCCGCACUGUGGUGGAAGCCGCAUCCUCGAGACUGGGAUCUCAACUUCCCCGAAGGCUGGAAGAACAAGGACAUGCAGACGCACGUUGACAAAGUCUGGCAACGAAUUCCAGGCACUUAUAUUCCUUCGAGAGACGGCAAACUCUAUCUCCAACAAGGCUUCGAAACACUCUCCAAAGGCCUCGAAGCCGCGGGCUUCAAAUACGUGGUCCCCAACGACCACCCGGACCAGAAGAACCACACCUACGGACACAGCACCUUCUUCCUCGAGAACGCCGAGCGCCAUGGUCCCCUGGCCACGUAUCUCGUCUCGGCGGCAAAACGUGAGAAGUUCAGCCUGUGGACCAACACGAAUGCGAGGAGAUUGGUUAGGACUGGCGGACAUGUCACGGGUGUCGAGCUACAGUGCGCGAAGCAGGGCUCAAUCGGGCCGGGAUACUCUGGUGUUGUUAAGCUGACUCCCGGCACUGGGCGGGUUAUUGUGUCGGCGGGCACUAUGGGGUCGGCGAAGUUGCUUAUGCGAAGCGGAAUUGGUCCCGAGGACUCAUUGAAUAUCGUCAAGAAUUCCGAGAUCGACGGCCCCACGAUGAUCUCUUCCGAUCAAUGGAUCAAGCUGCCUGUUGGAUAUAACCUGAAUGACCAUGUUGGGACGGAUAUCCAAAUCGCGCACCCAGAUGUUGUUUUCUAUGAUUUCUACGGCGCAUGGGAUAAUCCCAUCCCCGCCGAUGUGGAUUCGUAUCUGAAGAAUCGAUCAGGCAUGCUCGCUCAAGUUGCCCCCAACCUAGGCCCCAUGUUCUGGCAAACCAUCGAAGGCUCCGACGGCAUCGUCCGGCACAUCCAAUGGCAAGCGCGUGUCGAAGGCCGAACGAACACCUCAAUGACAAUAACCCAAUACAUCGGCACAGGCACGACCUCGCGCGGCCGCAUGAACAUCCUCGGCAACCUCAACACGCGCGUGCAGACGCCGCCGUACCUGCGCGACGCAGGCGACAAGGAAGCCGUCAUCCAGGGCAUCGACUACAUCCGGGGCGUCUUCAGCAAGAUCCAGAAUCUGACGUGGAUUGCGCCGAGGGAGAACCAGACGACGAGCGCGUUUGUCAAUCUGAUUCCCGCAACGCCAGGCUCGCGCGGCUCCAACCACUGGACUGGAUCCUGCACGAUUGGCACCGACGACGGACGCGCGGGGGGCAAGGCGGUCGUGGACCUUGAUACCAAGGUGUAUGGGACGGACAACGUGUUUGUGGUGGAUGCUUCCAUCUUCCCGGGCAUGAUUACGGGGAAUCCUACGGCUGCGAUUAUUGCGGUGGCGGAGCGGGCGUCGGAGAGGAUUCUGGCGCUCAAGGCGGGGACUUCGUGAGAGGGUGGUGCGGAGCUUUGUCUGCUGGAAUGGAGGAGUGGAACGAAGUGAGAAGGUUCGAGUGCCAUGGGGUUAGCAUGUUAAGCC
Molecule: messenger RNA, 2089 nt
Organism: Westerdykella ornata
Lineage: Eukaryota; Fungi; Ascomycota; Dothideomycetes; Pleosporales; Sporormiaceae
Product: FAD/NAD(P)-binding domain-containing protein
Exons: 9
Coding region: 266-2002 (578 amino acids)
Molecular function (GO): flavin adenine dinucleotide binding; oxidoreductase activity, acting on CH-OH group of donors
Source: RefSeq, a predicted model, not a curated record